CCGUGUGGUGGAGGGUCACGUGCACAGCGCAACGUGCACCAGUUUUAGAGACGGCGUCGAACAAGCGUCGGCAGGCGGACUGGGAACGCGGGACGUCGACCGUGAACCUGACCAAUCGGGAGCCGGCGCCUUGCUACGUCACGCGACGUGCAAGUUCACCGUUACCGCCGUCGAACUUGGUACAGUUCGCGAUGAUCCAUCCGCAAGGAAACGGCGCUGUGCUAACGGCGCCCAGCACGUCUCGACGCUCCGACGAGAUCAUGCUGAACGGCCCGACGUCUUCCAGAGUCGCUCGCCCCAUGGUUAGAGUCAAACCCAUUUCCGAUAUUUCCGUGGAACAUUCAUCUGAGGAGGCUGCAAAUGACACAGCUUGGAUGGCCGUUGUUAUAGCUUCCCUCAGCCAACAUGCGGCGCUCACUUGGAAAUGGCUGAGAGAACGGGCCUGUAGCCGUUCUGGACCCCCAACACCAAAACUGAGCAAUUCUGGAGAAGAGGAAGAAGCUCCUCUUCAGGGUGCCAUUCAGAUCAGCAACUCAAUGCCCGACUUGGCUGCUCAGGAGUCCAAAAUAAAUUAUGUUCAAGAAAUCAAGGAGAUCGUAACUAAAAAAGUAUUGAGGCAAACGACUUUACCGAUCGUAUCUGAACGCCAUCAUACAUUUCAACGCCAGUCCUCUCAUGUCUUGGACAUGAGAACGGAAAUCAAAUUUAGCAUUUGCAGUUUGGAUAAAAAUUACAGCAAUUCCAAAAUUGGCAUAAUUCAACCUGAAUUGUAUCAAACAGAACUGCUGCAGAGACAGUCGUCGAUAAAAAGUGAAAAUGAAGCGAAGAUGGAUACAAAUGGUUUUCUUCAUUUUGCAUUGAAAUACGACAAAGAACUUGAGGGCCUGGUGGUCAAGAUGUUUGAAGCUCGGGAUCUGCCCAUAAAAGACACAUUUGGCACUUGUGAUCCUUACGUGAAGCUGCACCUUCUGCCUGAUAGGAAGAAGAAGUACCAAACUAAAGUGCACAGGAAGAGCUUAAACCCCGUGUUUAACGAGACAUUCAUCUUCAGUGUGACAAGCCAGGAACUGGAAUCCCGAUACCUGCAACUCUCAGUUUUCGACUUUGAUCGAUUCGCUCGACAUGAUUUAAUAGGCCAUAUCACUGUGGAUAAUUUAACCGAAGUUGUCGAACAUGGACAGCAGGACUUUGAGUACACAAUGCCGAUCCUUUGCCCUCCCAUGGAUGAAGUAAAUUUGGGCGAACUGAUGGUAUGCCUGUGCUUCCUACCGAAAGCUGGCCGAUUGACGAUAACAAUCAUUAAAGGCCGGAGCUUCAAGGCAAUGGACAUAACUGGAAAAUCAGAUCCUUAUGUAAAAGUCUAUUUAAUUUGGAAAGGCCGGAAAAUGAAGAAGAAGAAAACAACAGUUCGUCACAAUACGCUGUAUCCAGUUUACAAUGAGGCUUUGGUUUUUGAUGUUCCAGAAGAUAAUAUUGGAGAAGUUUCUCUUCUGGUGAAAGUUAUCGAUUAUGAUAGAAUCGGCCAAAAUGAAAUUAUGGGGUGCUUUACAAUCGGCCCCACCGACCCAGGAAAGGGUCGCGAUCACUGGCUGGAAAUGCUCUCGAAUCCACGCAAACCCAUCGCUCAAUGGUACUCGCUUUUGGAAACCGUACCAUUUGAUCUUCACAAUCAGAAGGAGGCUCCCAUGUUACUAACAUGUCUAAAGAGCAGGUGAGAUACAAUUACAUAACAGAGCGAGCAAAACAGUUGGUUUAAAUGUUGGUGCUGAAAUACGGAAAGGCGGAAGCGUAAGUAAAUUAGAAACCGGAAUUUGCGGCUAUCCAAGUUUGGAUGUAGCAUGUGUUUGUACUGAUGCCGAAGAAAUUAGUAGUUAGUGUCUAACAACUAUAGAAUAAUCAGACAAGGAAUAAAAGUCCAUGGAGGAAAGUUAAAGGCAUUAUUUAAUUGCUGUCUUUACUAGAUGAUUGUUGUGUACAGAAUUCUUGUUGCUGCGUAGCUCAUUAAGGUUGUGGACUCUCGAUCAUUUUUUGAUCGAUCAGUUUGUGAAAUAUUAUUACAAAACAUAUAUAUUCAUCGUUAACGUAUUUACUACCUGGCAAUGGAACCUCUAUAGAAUAAUGUAAUUUACAUUCGUUUUUCACUCGAAAGAAUAUUCUACAUAAUCAAAUAGCUUCUGUUAGAACCUUCAAUUGUGUCUGAUAAUAACGUUCUCAAGCAUCUACUGCUGGUGAUGAGUAAAUAUAGUGUUAAGAAAAUUGUUAAUGGAAAUUGAAGAUUUAUAUUUUCCACUCUUGGACAAACUUUAUAUACUUUUACUCCUGGUAAUAAACCAAACUGUAUGUUAGUUUGACUGUCUAAAUAAGUAUCUACUUGAAACGGUUUUUCAAACCAGAAACUCAGGAUAAGACUUUUUUUUUACAAAACGAACAUCAAAACAAUUUAUAUCUAUUAACUAGUAACAACAACAGAAAAUGGGGAAGUUGACAGAGAAGAUGAAGAUUAUUAUUCAUUUUGGGCUUAAACAGGAUGUCUCCGAAAUGGCACUUUGCAAGUUCUAGAACUGAAAACAAGUAUUUUUUUAUUGUAUGGAAAUACUGAAAAUGUCGUUCCUUGAUGCGGCAAUAAAACCUUGUAUUUUUAUUACUCCCAGUACAAAUUAUUUUGAUCCCGUAACUAGCUGGAUACUUUUUUGUCUCCAGUAAAAAAAAUUAAAAAAUGAGACUUUGAAAUUAAUAUUUGGAGCUAAGUCUUAACUAGAAUACAUAAAAAAGUACGUAAGGUGUCGUUACUAUCUUUUUACAGGGAGUACAGAGAGAGAAACUUAUACGCGGCGAAAAAGUUUUCAAAUAAAGCCAGCCAGUUGUAGACAAAAAAUUUGGUCACUUGAUCCAGGGACAAGAAAAAUAUAAAAUUCCGUUUAGCAGUACGAAAUAUUUUUUAUUGUUGCACGAAUGAAAUCGCCUUUUGGUCCAAACACGCUAAAUGGUGUACUAAUUCCUAGCAACAUUACAAAUAAGUAUGUGUAGAUUGCGUUGUUUUUGGUUAAAGAAUUGAUGGUUAAGCGUCAUUUCAGAGACACUCUGUAUAGUGUAAUCUUCACAUUGUUUUUCCUAAAAUCAACCGUUAAAUGUUGAGGCCAUUUUGUCUUUCUCUAGCAACAAAGGGUUGUGUGAUAGGCCAAUUAUAUUUUUAUACGCUGCCAUACAUUUCUUCUGUCGAAGAUUCACUUCUAUAGCUUCACUUUCUAUAUGUGUUUUCUAUACAUAUAGGUAAUCGUUAUAUAAUAAUAGCUAGCUCACAUAUCGAAUAAAUGUAUCGUAUUUUUGUAUAUCCAGUUAUAUAAAAUAGUAAUUUGCUAUCUACUGAAAAGCUGAAAAAUAUUUUGGAUUGUAUUAUUCACUACCCAUAACAUUGUACAAAUAUUUCAGGAAUAAAAUAUGCAACAUUCAUAUUCCAGUCUAAAUAUUUGGCGUUGGAAAGGCUUUAUAUAAGUAUAUUUUUAAUUACCUAGACUUCUAUGUUACAAAUUUUUAAAUUCUAUUUCAAACUCCCACUUUUGUAUUAUGCUCUAUCCGUGUUUACUAAAAAUAGUAUUAAGGCUAAAAUAUACUAAACUCCCACAAUAUAAGAUGACUGCGUAUGUUAAGUUAGUGUUAGUUAAAAAGAAUAUCAUAAACAUUUAAAUGUGUAGUUUGAUACAGAGUAGUCGUUCCAUAAUAAAGAUUUUGUAAAAGUAAAA
This is a messenger RNA of Dendroctonus ponderosae (mountain pine beetle), 3740 nucleotides long. Its product is annotated as synaptotagmin-10. Gene Ontology annotation, cellular component: membrane. Lineage: Eukaryota; Metazoa; Arthropoda; Insecta; Coleoptera; Curculionidae. The record is from RefSeq and is a predicted model, not a curated record. The transcript has 11 exons. Gene Ontology annotation, biological process: regulation of dopamine secretion; regulation of calcium ion-dependent exocytosis; calcium-ion regulated exocytosis. The coding region runs from base 192 to 1715 and encodes 507 amino acids. Gene Ontology annotation, molecular function: phosphatidylserine binding; calcium ion binding; SNARE binding.